AUGUUAGCCUAAACAAGGGAGGGGUUUAUGCAUUAUGCUGCCGGGCGCGGCGUCCCGGCGCUGUCAUUUUUUCCCAUACAUUCUUUAAAAAUGCCGGCAUGGAGUAGCAUGUGGUCGCAACCCUGGGCAAUUUUAUAUAAUGGAUUGAAGCUGAAAAUGUUUCUUGUAGAGAAAGAAAUGCUCGUCGAUUGAAUGGGAACAGUCUAUCGUCCCAUUUCUCGAUGUGAUUUCUUAAUUUUCGUUCUGAGAUAAUCACGGAAGUGUCUGAGAAUGGAAGACGAUGCAGAGCCUGACUUGGAUGAAGUUGCUCAGCAGGAUGGAGUGGGAUUCAAAGUGUACCGGAGAAGAUGGUUCGUCUUGUUCGUGCUAUGUCUGUUAAACUGCUCCAAUGCUUUGUUAUGGCUGACCUUUGCCCCAGUGGCAGAUCAGACGGCCCGGUACCUGGGGGUCUCCCUGGACCAAGUCAACUGGCUGUCGCUGGUCUACAUGGUGGUGGCCAUUCCCCUCGGGUUCGUCACCACGUGGAUGCUUGACACGUGGGGACUGCGGGUUUCGCUGAUCCUGGGCUCCUGGCUGAACAUGGUGGGCAGUUUUCUCCGCUACGUCGGUACCCUGAAGUGCCUCCCGCCCGCGGUGUGGGGCUUCCCCCUGCUGAUGUGCGGCCAGACCCUGUGCGCCGCGGCCCAGCCGCUGGUCAUCUUCUCUCCCACCAAGCUGGCCGCACUCUGGUUCCCCGAGCACCAGAGGGCCACCGCCAACAUGAUAGCCUCCAUGUCAAACCCACUGGGUCUUCUGUUUGCCAAUAUAUUCUCCCCCCUGAUUACUGGGAGUGCUGGCAACCUUCCCUUACUGCUGGGGAUUUAUGUUAUACCAGCGUCUAUCGUCUGUCUCCUAGCAACGCUGGGUAUCCGCGGGAGUGUACCCCCAUCGCCUCCAUCAGCCAGUGCAGAGACUUCCAAUUCAGAGCCUUUCUUGCAGGGAAUUAAACUGCUACUUAGGAACAAGCAGUACAUGGUUCUUCUGCUAUUUUUUGGGACUGGGAUCGGCGUCUUCACCUGCUUCUCAUCCCUGUUGGAGCAGAUCCUCUGUGUCAGAGGAUACACAAACGACUUUUCUGGGCUUUGUGGGGCUCUCUUCAUCGUGUUCGGCAUCGUGGGGGCAGCCUUUCUUGGGCUUUACGUCGAUCGGACGAAGAAGUUCAUGGAAGCCGCUAAGAUCAACAUGAGCCUGUCGGCGCUGGCCUGUGCCGCCUUGGCAGUGGUGUCUCAGAUGCGGGACCAGAAAGCCACGGUGGCGGCCAUCUGCUCGCUCUUCGGGUUUUUUGGAUUCUCCGUGUUCCCGGUCGUGAUGGAACUGUCGGUGGAAUGUUCCUAUCCCGUCGGAGAGGCGUCCUCUGCUGGCCUGAUCUUCAUAUCUGGACAGGUCCAGUCAAUUUUAUACAUCGUGGUGCUUCAGGCGUUGACCCAGAAGUUGGCUGAUUCCCCAUUUUCUGUGUGUGCUUUGGGGGAAGAUGCUGCUUUGAGUUGGAGAGUGCCGGUGCUGGUGAUGGCUGGUUUGUUCUGCAUGGCCUCCUGCUUCUUCGUCAUCGUAUUCCACACAAACUACAGGAGGCUCCGGGCCGAGGAGGUGGCCGCCCAGAAAGCGGGAGAGGAGGAGGACAGUCCGGGGAACGCACAAGGUGCCAUGGUGGAAAAUGAGGACUGAUGGAGGGGAAUCCACUCCCCCACCCCCCCCACAAAAAAGAGCAUGCUUUAAUGUUACUGAAAGUCUGUGGUAGAUAACGGUGCCAUUAGACUGCAAUAACGCAGCUUGGUUUAAUCUGGAUGUCUAGCGUACUGAUACACUUACUUCAGGAACAUUGGGUGAGACUUGUGUCAACAUUCUGAGAUGGAUGGAUGGAUGGACGGACAGAUCAAUGGAUGGGUUCAAACACAAGAAGACGCUGUUGAGGAUGUUUUGAAUGACUGAUGUGUUUUUCAAAAGCUGAGAUAGAAAUUUGCUACAUAUUAAACAACGAGUACAACCAGUCUUCUCAUGCUUGAAGCUAACAAGCUGUACCAAAGUCUUCCAGAGAGGUUGAAGUUUGUAAUUGGAAACAAUGAUGAAGCACUGAGUUUUCCUUUGAAUUCUCACCGAACCCCGGAUUAUGCGUUAUGGCUGAAACUGUGCAGUGAGUUUCCAGAUUGUUUGCCGAUCAUCAUUCAUUGAUGCACGUGUAGAGUCGAGGUGAUCUGGUACAUUUGGGAUUUAUGCACUUUAUGCGAAUUUUGUUACUGGGACAUUUGUGUCAGUUUUUAACUUUUAUUAAUUAUUUAAUUAUGUGACAAACUGAAAAGCAUUAGGUACUUGGCAUAAGGAUAGUUUGGUUUUAUACUGGAAUGCUCUGGUUUUCCAUGUGAAUAUGCGGAGUCUAUGCUGGUUUGGAGUGGGUAUCUUGAGGUACAGUUUCCGCAAUUAUAAACAAAUCCAUGUGUUUGAUUUUGUAACAAGCAGUUGCAGCGCCAGUGCAAAUGCACCCUUGGUGCUUGUCACUAUAAGUAAUAAAAUGAAGCCUUGCUGAUUUUUAAAGAAACAAGUAGAUUUUUCAAUGUAACAAGGAGUUUGUUAUUACUGCUAAUGACUGUUUAACCAAAAUGACAUUUUUCAAAUGGGUAUCAGAGGUAAAUGGUGCUCAGAUUUACAAAAUAGUUUUUACAUUCCAUGUAUUAAAAUUGUAUGCUUAAAAUGACACUUUUAGUAACCUGUAAUUGCUCUGAAACAGCUGCUGGUUCUUCAGCAAGCAGGCAACAACUAAUUUCGAAGCUAUGGGAAUUUUUUUUUUUUCCCCACAUCAUUAAUUUGACUUUGAUCUGACAUAUAAUGCUUUCAAAUCUGUAGCAGCCUGUUGGAAAACUGAAGUAUGUGUUUGUUAACAUGAUAACCAUGUAAGAACGACCUUACUUAUUUAAAAAAAAUAAACUUUAUAUAAGUAAAUGUUA
Messenger RNA from Paramormyrops kingsleyae, 2978 nucleotides. RefSeq names its product solute carrier family 49 member 3 (gene slc49a3). Gene Ontology annotation, biological process: transmembrane transport. Gene Ontology annotation, molecular function: transmembrane transporter activity. The record is from RefSeq and is a predicted model, not a curated record. Lineage: Eukaryota; Metazoa; Chordata; Actinopteri; Osteoglossiformes; Mormyridae. Gene Ontology annotation, cellular component: membrane.